AAACCCCUGAAAAGCUGUAGUUUCCCAUUUAGAUUUAGCUAACAGCAGCAUGCCAAUCCCCUGAGAACGCAGGAAGGAGGCUGCUUUCAUUUUCACUACUUUCCCUGCCCAGAGAGGCUGAGCAGCGAUGGCCGACAAGAAAUCAACCCAAGAUACAGUCAAUGAGAUAAAGGGGCUUGCCAGCAAUGUGCUGAAUAGCUUUAUUGACGGCUGGAAGGAAAACAAGGUGUUAAAUAAGCAAGAGUUACGAACAAUAGGGAAAAGACUGAAUGUCCUCGUGGAUAAGACGGAAGACCUGGUUGAUGACCUCAGUGAGAAAUCUCAAGUAGUAGGAAAAAUAUUAAUGAACCGUGUCUUCGGUCCCAAGAGCCAGCUGACUCUAGAAAUUCUUGAUGAAAUUGACAAUUAUGAAUCUGACAGCAACGAGUUGUCUUCCUCUUCAACAGAAUCUGAAGAUGAAAGUAACAGAACUAAAAAGGAGAAAUAUGCUGAGUCGGCCCAGAAAGUAGAUCUUCCCGUAGUGGGAGCCACCAAACCAACUGGCUCAUGGAGAACCUCAGAUUGCACUCAGGACAAAAAAUCAACCCAAGAUCGAGUCAAUGACAUAAAGGGGAUUGCCCAUGGCAUGCUUGAUACCUUAAUUGAGGACUUGAAGGAAAACAAGGUGUUAAGUGAGCAACAGAUAGAAACACUAGGAAAAACGGCACAUGUCAUCGUGGAUAAGACUGAAGACCUGGUUGGUGAUUUCAGUGAGAAAACUCAAAUGGUGGGCAAAAUAUUAAAGAACCAUUUCUUCAGUCCCAAGAGCAAGAUGAGUUUAAAAAUUCUUGAUGAAAAUGAGCAUGAUGAAUCUGUGAGAACCAAAUCAUCUUCCUCUCUGACAGUUUUUCAGGAAAUCCAGGCUUCCCAAAUCAACGUGAAGCUUUGUCCUUGUAGCCAUUUUGAGGAACCAAGGACAAUAGGGGCCCACGAGAUAUAUCCAGUGAUGGAGAAGGAGAGCCGAACACGGCUGGCCCUCAUCAUUUGCAACAAAAACUUUGAUCAUCUUUCUGAGCGACAAGGCUCUGAAAAGGACAUUUCGGGGAUGCAAGACUUGCUUGAAAACCUUGGAUAUUCAGUGGUUCUAAAGGAAAAUCUCACUGCUCCGGAAAUGAAGGCCGAGCUGGAGCUCUUUGCCGCGCGCCCAGAGCACCGCUUCUCAGACAGCACAUUCCUGGUGUUCAUGUCUCACGGCAUCCUGGACGGGAUCUGUGGGACAAAGCAUAAGGACAAAGAGCCGGAUAUCCUUCAUGAUGACACCAUCUUCCAAAUUUUCAACAACCGUAACUGCAGAAAUCUCAAAGACAAACCGAAGAUCAUCAUCAUGCAGGCCUGCCGAGGCAGAGGCAAUGGGUCCGUCUGGGUGACGGAUGUGGGAGAAGCAUCUGCAUUUCCAGAGAACCAGCCCCUGACACGCUACCUCUUCAGUGACGCCAUAGGAAGGACCCAUGUGGAGAAGGACUUUAUUGCUUUCAAAUCUUCAACUCCACAUAAUGUUUCUUGGAGAUUGAACACAGAAGGCUCUCUCUUCAUUUCCCAACUUAUCCACUACUUCAAGAUGUAUUCUUGUUGUCAUCAUUUGGAGGAGAUUUUCCGAAAGGUUCAAAAUUCAUUUGAGACUCCAAACGUAAUUACCCAGAUGCCCACAAUUGAGAGAGACUCCAUGACACGGUACUUCUACCUCUUCCCUGGGAAUUAAAACUCAUACACCGCAUCUCAGGAAAACCAAGCCAUUAUGUUCUUGAUGAAUCUACUACUUUAAAAGGUGAAUGUUUGCUCGUGAAUAUUUUUAUACCAAACUUCCCUAGCGCCCACCCUCAACCAAGGCCAAGUGAAAAUCACUGUCAUAUUGUUGCUGAGU
Messenger RNA from Suricata suricatta (meerkat), 1900 nucleotides. Its product is annotated as caspase-12-like. NCBI's taxonomy places the organism in Eukaryota, Metazoa, Chordata, Mammalia, Carnivora, Herpestidae. Gene Ontology annotation, biological process: proteolysis. The record is from RefSeq and is a predicted model, not a curated record. The transcript has 13 exons. Gene Ontology annotation, molecular function: cysteine-type endopeptidase activity. Bases 128 to 1738 code for a protein of 536 amino acids.